AUGAUGGCGGCAGCUCCCAUUCAGCAGAACGGGACCCAUACGGGGGUUCCCAUAGAUCUGGACCCGCCGGACUCGCGGAAAAGGCCGCUUGAAGCGCCCCCUGAAGCCGGCAGCACCAAGAGGACCAACACGGGCGAAGACGGCCAGUACUUUCUAAAGGUCCUCAUACCUAGUUAUGCUGCUGGAUCUAUAAUUGGGAAGGGAGGACAGACAAUUGUUCAGUUGCAAAAGGAAACGGGAGCCACGAUCAAGCUGUCUAAGUCCAAAGAUUUUUAUCCAGGUACUACUGAGAGGGUUUGCUUGAUCCAGGGAACGAUUGAAGCACUGAAUGCAGUUCAUGGAUUCAUUGCAGAAAAAAUUCGAGAAAUGCCCCAAAAUGUUGCCAAGACAGAACCAGUCAGUAUCCUGCAACCUCAGACCACCGUUAACCCUGAUCGCAUCAAACAAACAUUGCCAUCUUCCCCAACUACCACCAAGUCCUCUCCAUCUGACCCCAUGACCACCUCCAGAGCCAAUCAGAAGCAUAGCUCCUGGAUCACAUGAAGCAAGCGUUAGACGAAGAAGAUCAAAUCCUUAAUUUAUUGAAAGACUUGUAGCUUAUCAAUAACAUUUCAUUCUUAGUAAUUUGUAGCUCUCUCCUGUACUCCUUCAUGGUAGGUUCCCAUCAGAGGCAGUAGUAAAGCAACAUCGUCUUUGUUGUUCAUUCACACUUUAAGUUAGAGCACCUCCUCCUUUCUUACGAAUUGUCCUAAUUAAUUUACUGAUUUCUGUCUGUAAAUACAAUCUAUUUAGGAAAAUAUAGCUUAAUGUAAUAAUCUUAAGCUUUACAAAAGUAAAAUACUAUAUAUAUAUAGAGAGAGAGAGUACAGUCAAAAAUUAACAUUUGUGUUGUUUUCUAAUCAACAUUGGCUAAAUGAUUUUGAUCAAGUUCUCGUUUGCGAUUAGUCAUUUGUAUUACUGAUAUGCAGAGAAGAAUUGUAAAUACGCAGAAGGUCUAGAAAUGAAAACCAUAACAGUAAUUCAGAGGAUAUGCUUGUUCUGCAGAGCCAUCAUUCUAAAACUUCCUACUGUAAACAUCAUUUCUAGCACUUGACUUUUAUUGAUGUUAGUCUUUAGCCUCCUUAACAUGUCUCCUUGGGUCACAAUGUCUGAGCACAGUAUAGUGCAAUAGUAACAUCCUUGAAAACAGAACAUCCACUGUGUGGUGAACCUUAGAAAUCAAUAGCAAGAAAGUGAACCCUAGAGCACACUAUUUGUGGUGAGGAGCUUGCCUUGCUCUUUACAUGCUGAGUAAGCCCAUGUGAAAUUCAGAUGCUAGACUCUAUUAGAGCCUUUCAUCUGACAUAUUAAAGUCCCCAGCUCUUUUUACAGUGCUUCAAUAUCGGAGUGUCUCCUUUAAAGGAAGUAUGAAAGAUAUUAGUCUUUAAAAGUAAAUUACUUGGUAAAUAGCUUAUUUUAAAUGUUCGAGUUAAUAACAUACCAAUACUAGUACUGUCUGUUUCUGCAGCCCCGGGUAUGUCUGUGGUCAGGUUCACUGCCCUUAGCUUAGGUUAUAAUUACAGUCUAGGGAGCAUGCCAUUGCUUGCGCUUAGUGGUGAUUCUCUAUUGGGAAAAGAAUGAAGUGUAAAGCUGACACUGCUACAUGUUAUUUCCUUUUUUGUGUUUAAUAUUUUAAAGUGAAUGUUUGCAGCUUUUUAUUUAUAAGGGUUUCAAGUGACAAAACUAUAAGGCAAAGGGAAUUGGUUAAACUUUCAGAAACAUCCACAAGAUCAGUAACAUUAAUCAGUUCCGAGAAGAUGAUUAUAUAUUCGGUCAUCUCAUCAUAGUUUUAUAAGUCAGUCGCUGUCAUAUAGUUAUCAGGAGGGGGCAGAGAUAAAAGGAGCAGGCUCAGAACUGUCUUUUCUUCCCCAUUUCUGCCAUCGACUUGCUACUUCCCCUUUCUUAACCUAUAACCUUACUUAUACUCCAGCGAAAUCAUUGAAGCCAUCCAAAGAGGACUUCCGUAAACUGAUGUUGACAGUAUUACUAGACCAACACUUCAUGUCCAUGCCUUUUGCCUUUUCAUUUAUUUCCACAGGCCUUACUCUCUCUGUUCCUACCAAAGUCAGUUAUUUCAGGUGCACAAUAAGCCUAUUCUUUUCCUAUUACCAAAGCAAAGCUUUUCUCUAAUUAUUCUUUGUCAAGUUUUGAUUCUACAUUACAAUAUUAUAAUUUGUCUGCCCUUGUUCUUUUCCUAUUUUUUAGAUUUUGACCCUCUCAUGCAUGUACACAGUGCAUUGUGGGCAUAUUUACCCUGCUCCUUACCUUUCUUCUCCCCUCCCACACCAGUCUCCAAUCUGAGAACACUGAACAACCUUCUCAUUAUUCCCUGUUUCCUCUACAAACUACUCCUUCUUGUUGUCCUUCAUAUCAAAUUCCACAAAAGUAUCUCUGCUCUGUUUCCUGUGUUCUUUUCUGUUCCUAAAUCUACCCCAGUGAGGCUCUUCUCUCCACCACUUACCACAUAUGCCGAGUGAUGCCCACACUGUAGUUGCAGGUGUUUGUUCUCAGUCCACAUGUUACUGGCCUGUCGGCAGUGUGUAUCCCAUUUGGUUACAUCCACUUCUGUGAUGUGCUUCCUGCUCUUGGAAUCCACGACUCAGCUUUGUGUUCCUUCCUGACUGGUCCUGCUUCCAGUGUCUUAUUCUCCUUCCUGUCCCACCUCACUGAUGGAUGUCCUGUUCUUUAGAGAUGACUUCUGGACAUCAUAUAUGUUGCCUUUUAUGUCUGCUGUAUACAGCAUGCGCUUCGGGCAUUUUGUGCUGCUUUCAUGCCUUACGUGCUACCAUAUAAAGAACACUUCUCACAAAUCCAAAGACUGGAAAGUCCAGACCCAGCAUGUAAGGAGAGCUCUCUUGCAGCAUGCUCACAUGGAAGAGGUAGAAGGUAGCGAAAAGAGCCAACACGCUGUCUUCUCAGAAAGCAUUCCCACAAAUAUAUGUCAUAUAGCAGUAGUAACCCUUUAGUGAAGGCAGAGCUUACAAAAUGUAUGCACUGCUGAACACCGUGGCCUCCAACGCCAUUGCAUUCGAGUGAAAUUAUAGCACGUGAACUAUGGAGAAGACAAAAGCUGUCUCUCAAACCACAUUCAAACAACCAUGAAUUAACAGAAUAUUUAUAUAGGCUCACAAGCUUCUUAUCACGUUUUAAUGUUCAUGAUUUAAAUUUAUAAUUUUCAAAAAUAUUUUAUGAAAUUUAAGCUUCAGGUCCCAAGUUCCUUGACCUUGCCUCUUGCAGUAACUCCAGAUGGCAUGCAGCUGCCUGCUUAAUAUUACCACUUACACAUGGGAGUGCUCCCUUCAUUUCAACAAUUCCAAACCCACCCUAAACCUCCUUUCAAACCGUCAAAUGUUUAUAUUCUCUUGCCUGCAUCUGAAUUGUUUUAAACCAGUUUACCUGGUAAAAUGCAAUCUACCCAGCAUCGCACCAGCACUUGAGAGGCUCUGUCUCUGACCCCAAAACUACCCCUCACUCACGCUGGGCAUUCGCAUCACAGACUUGAUAUUUCUUUCAGAUACUGACAGAUUCUCCCUCAGCUCUUGUCUUUCUUUCUGCAUGUGAAACUCUAAUUUCAGAAAGCUGUUUGCUUGAAACCAUUGUAGCAUUCCAAGACUAUUUAUUCCAAAUGCAUCUACUGCAGAAGACCACUUGGCUGCCUUGUGUAGUAUGCCUGUCUGGCUGCCCUCCCUCUCACCCCAGCAGUCCUAAUUACAUUCUUUAUGCUGCCUUUUGUUCUGCUGUCUUGGAAGAACUAUACACUUUCUUCCUAUAAUACCUGUUGUAUACUCUGUGCCCAAUCACUUCUUUAGAACAUGACAUUAUAUGACAAUAGGAAUUUUCUGUUUUAUUCUCUGGUGUAUGAAACAGAAUCUGGGGCAUACAUAGUAGGUCCUGAGAAGUACAUGUUGAGUGACUGCCAUUAAAUAUAUCAGGAUCAUAGGUUUUAUAGAAUCCUUCAAAUGAAACUUUGAUUCUAAUCAAGUAAAGAAAAGAGAAGAAAUUGAUUUGUUGAAUAAAGAGAUUAAGCCUAAAGAAUAUAUAGUCUUACUACACUUACCUUCUAUUCAACUAUGAUAACAUCCGUGAUAUCGUAACUGUUUCUCAAUUCCUAUGGAAAAAUUUUAAAAACCCAAUAGAAAAUGAGUGCGGUUCAGGAAAGGUAGUUGACAGAGAAGGAAUAGAAAUGUCCAGGAAAAGCAUGUUUAGCUUCACUACCAUCAGGCUCAGUUGCACUGUCUCUCACAAGGUUAACCUUCUUCUCAGAAUUUUUGUAAGUAUAUGUGAUACACAUCAGAUUCAGAAACAAGAUGUGUGCUCAGAAGUCAAAUGCUGUUAAGCACACGGGAAUAAGCCCUCAUGGGCAAUGUUAGUGACAGAAGUACUAUGGUGCAGACUUAAGAAUCUCACCUAAGAACUAUUCUAAUGUGGAGAUGUAUAGAUGUAUGAGUAUGUAAUUCAACAGUGUUUACACACUGUUGAAAACAACCUGACCUGGAAUAGUAUAAUUCUUGAAGGAUUUCUGGCGUUGCAGGCAUUUAUGUGUGAACAUAUGAAAGUGAUAGAAAAGACCCAGGUGAACUGGUUCAAUAGCUUUUGUCUGAGCUAAAAGGAAUCAAAUUACUAAGAAGCAGUUUACUUUUUCUAAUGGUCAGAAAAUGUCGGCCUUGUUCUGUGUUUGAGUGCAUCAGAGUAAUGGCAAAAAUAUGAAAAUUACUAGCAUUUUAUUCCUAUGUCUUUCCUCCUAAAAACUAAAAAUGACAACAGGAUGAAAAGGCAGGUAUCAAUUUACCAUGAUAUGUUAAAUAGAAAUUAGAAGUUUCUUGGGAGAGAUACUUGAUACUGUAGGUGCCUCCAAGCUGCAAGAUGCUCUCUCUACUUUACUGUACAUCUUGGAAUGUGCUAGUUUGUGUCAGGAAGGGUCCCUGGAGAGAUGCUCUGUCCCAGAGAGAUGCUCAUUUACUGUAAGGCAUUGUUUCAGGCUUAAAAUUAUGAAAAUUAAAUUAUUAUAUAAUACAUGUGUGUUUUUAUCUAUAUAAGUUAUAAGUUCUUGAGCCUAGAUUCAUUUCGAAGCUUCUUAUGGAGUUUUUAAUGUAAUGACACUUGGGGGGCAAGAUGACAUAAAUAUAUUUGAACGGUUUGAUACUUACAAAAGUUUCAGUGUUGGCAGUAGUUUAGGAUUGAGAGGGUUUGCUAAUUUAUAUGAUUGAAAGUACAAAGGCAUAUUAUUCAAAAGGUAUUUUCCGGUCUGAGGCUACAUUAGUAGGCUUACCCAUAGUAGACUUAACCCAUAGAAAGAUAGGGUUAGAUUUCUUGUCCUGGAGAUCUUUAUAUGCAAAUUAUAAUCAUGGUUUUUAAGAUUGUUUUCUGCUGUUAUAGCCAAAAACUAUGGGACUCCAUUAAGUAGAUGCUUUCUGUCCAUGCUUCCUUCAAUACCAGAACAUCUACUGUUAGUGUCGGUGUAGAAGUCUAUGCACACACAUGCAUGUUCAUAAUUAAGUAGAUGCUUUCUCUCCAUGCUUCCUUCAAUACCAGAACAUCUACUGCUAGUGUAGGUAUAGAAGUGUAUGCACACACAUGCAUGUUCACAAUGUGGCCUCAUAGUCACUUAUUUACUGAUCUGAUGCCUUUGAUGAUUUUAAAAGUCAGAGCUUUCUCCUCCCUUAAUAUUUUAUUGGUCAUUAUUUAAGCACUCUUUGCAUUCACCCUAUCUAGAUAACACUGUAUUUCCAUGACAUAAAGUUUCUCCUUAACUCUCAAGCUUUCUCUACUCUCCAGAGCCAUAACCAUUCAUUUGCUUGACAUUUUCACUUUGGUGUCUAAUAGAUAUUUCAAGCUGAAAGUGUCCAGAACAUAUUCCUUCCUAGCCACAUGUCCCAUGCUUUCUUCACAUCAUCUGCACACUGAACACAGACCCUGACUUUGUACAUAGGUAUGUUCACCUUUCACUCCUUAAGUUAAAUAGUGAAUUUGGUGAGAAAUAAAAACAUGAGAGCCCUAGAUUGCAUAUUGAUUUUUUAAUUUCCAGUUACACUUUCCUGGUAACUAGAACUAAGAAUCCUUCAGCGUAUGAUUUAGUAUGUAUGUACCAAAAUGGAUUUGGGAAGGCUUUAAUAUUAUCAUAAGUAGCCUUUUUAUUUAACCUGUGAACAAUUAUAAAUAGCCCUUCUUCUAUAACAAAACUUUAAUAAAAUCUUACUUUUAUAAAGCAGCAAGACUACUCUAAAUUAUUCUGACUUUUAAAAUAGAUUUCUCUGCCAUACUGUAUCAUUUUACACAUUCUCUGGUUCCCUGCAGUUGACUCUAACAGCUUUCCUUCGUGUAACUGUCUAGAGUGCUUGUCAUCUCAGAGUAACAGGGAUGGUUUGAGUGCUUCUGGGCUGGAAACCAUGGAUGGCUUCCUAUUUCCCAGUCCAGCUGCACCUCCCAAGCACUGAUGUAAUGCAACCUUAAAAUAGACGUCAUUUGGGGUUGGGGAUUUAGCUCAGUGGUAGAGCGCUUGCCUAGGAAGCGCAAGGCCCUGGGUUCGGUCCCCAGCUCCGAAAAAAAGAAAAAGAAAAAAAAAAUAGACGUCAUUCACAAAAAUGAAAACUGUUUUAGACACAAAGCAAAAUCACAUUAUUCAAAUAAGUCUAUUAAACCCUUUUCCCUUUAGAAAUUUAAUGGAGACUAUUGUUCAUUUUCUGUCCCUUCCAGAGCCAGAUAAAACAGGGUUCAGUCUUCCCAUCAUUAUCUUAGCUUAUACACUGAAUAAAAAGUGACGUGUAAAAUAAAAAUGUGUCAGCACCUCUACAAACACCCUACAGAUACUCAUGUGUAUCAGUUAAAGUAUUAAAGGUUAAAAUGCAAAGCCUGAAGCAAAAGGGAGGCCCAUUCAUGUUACAGUUACUCCUUGAGUGAGUCUGCAGAGGCCCACAUAUACUGUGCCAUCUUAACUAGCCUCCCUCACCACUUAAUCAAAUAACACUCAGUUCUAGAUGUCUCAAAGUAAUCUGACUACAUUUUCAUGGCUAAAUUGGGCUAACUACUUACACACACUAUGAAACUAGAAAAUAUGGCAGAAAGUAUACAUUAAUAGUAAAUGACCAUGUAGAGUCAGGCAGAUAGAAUAUACUUAUUUGUUUAUUUGCCAGUGUGACAGUAUUAGAUUUUUAAGUCACUGAAAACAUGGUAGUGGUAUUUUCAGAAACUUUCUGAUAAGAUAGGAACAUCACUGCUCUUAGCUUUUGAAUAUUUCAAUAUGUGCAUGAUGCAACUUGAAAUUUUAGGAUUUGAUAAUUAACAUUACUCUAGAUUAAAGAAAUCAGUUAGAAAUUAGAGAUAUGCAGUUAAGAGUCCUUACUUUGGGUUCAGUUCCUGGCACCCUCCCCCAAGAAGUCUUAAAAGAGAUAUGAUGCUCUUUUUUGGCCUCAGCGGCCGCCACAUAUAUCUGAUACAAUUAUAUACAUGCAAGCAAAAUACACGCAUGAAAUAAAUAGAUCCUUUUUCAAUUAAAACCUUUUGGAGUUAUGAGGUUUGAUUUUUUUUUAAUAGGUAGCUGAAGCUAAAUGACUGGUAGGAUAUACAAGAUUUCAGGGUGUGAGAGCACACAAAUUGAGGAAAACAUCAGUUGUAAGGAGAGAAAAAAACCUUUCAGUCAGCUGAAAGACACCGAAGAUCAAAGCAAAGAGAAACACAAUAAGUGCCGGAUACACUGAGGAAUUUACAGUUGGAAUGUGUACUAUGUGGGGACUUUUAUGUCUCCUACACAGAUGAUGAGACUCAGACAGGAAAAACUAGAAUUGAGGCAUAGCCUAGAGAAGUGUAUAGUCUACAGGGCAUCCUGGCUAGUUCAGUGCAGAAUCUUAUUGGGAAGAGUAACUGAAGGAUUUGAAUAGACUUUUUCCAGGAUUUUCAUAUAUGUGAUAAAACUUAAAAUAGGCAUCAUUUGCAAAAAUAAAUGAAUGUUUCAGAAGCAAAGCAAAAUGCUAUUGAGUCUAAUAAUUCUAGAAUAAAUUCUAUUUCAUCUUUAUAAUCACCUAAGGUAGAAUUAGGGUUAGAAUAUAAUUACAAAUCUUUAAAAGCAAUUUUCUGGGAAAAAGUCUACUAAAAUUAAUAACUGUUAAAACAUUCUUCCAAUAGCCUCUAUAAAAUAAAAUUAACUUAGGCAGCAACUUUGAAUAUAUUUGCCAUUCCUAAGAAGUAGUUUUAAAUUUGGAUUUUGUAAUUUUCAAAAAUUAAGCUAUUUUAAUCAUAGGACUAAACAAAAUUAGAAUCAGAAAAAAUAUUUUGUGUUCAAACAAAAUAAAGAAUAUGUCUAAGAUGUAUAAAUGCACUCACAUGUGCCACUCUGGAACAUGGAUUUAGGUUCAUUGCCUGCUUCCUUCAAGAGGAAUGGCCAGACCUCACCAACUCCUUUAAAACAUCCCUUUGCAGAUUUGGGUUCUAAGGUAGCAUUGGUGAUUCUUGCUUCAAAUUACCUAGUGAAUUACAAAAACAAACAAACUAAAAAGAUAAAUCUCAAGUUCAGAAACUAAACGUCCCCUCAGAUGUUAGAGGUGGUUUGGCCACCUAGUCUACCAUCUGUACCACAGAGAGAAUGAAGAUGCUACUUCAGUGCCCUGUCAGUGACUGCAGUUGCAGGGUUGAUGAGCCCAGGGACGGGGUAUAGACAGAUAUGUGGAUGUCAACGAAUGCAAGCUCAAGGUUAGUCUCUAGAAGUAAGACAGGAUGUGAUGAUUCUUGUGGCUGGACACAGUAUAAAUUAACAAAAUGACCACAUUGCGCUGUCCUAAACACUCAGUGACUACAGUAAUUCAUCAUCAGUGUACGAUGAUAGGGUAACAAGCAGUACUACUAAAUAGAGUUAUCUUCUAGAAUAGAGAGUCACGUCAUCAGAAUAUAUAGGUGAUGAAGCUUUCACAUCCCCUUAACUUAAGAAACACCCUAUAUCACUAUUAAUCAUUUGGUGGUCAGUUUCUAUAAAUGUAAAUGACUAUUUGUCUAAUUAAAAAAUAAAAUGCUAAUAAUUAUUUUAUUGAUCUUUACCUCUAACUAUAGCCACAAAAAGGAUAAGAUAUUUGUGAAUAACCCCCAAGCUACUAGGUAAAAAGGAACAUGAAAUUAAUGUUUUGAAAGGUGUAAGUGAGUAUUUUCUACAGCUGUCUAUGUUAACUUUUCUUUCAUCAUUCUGCACUGUUUCUUGGAGCUGCAGCAGAUGAAGGACCAGUAGCGGCAUUAUGAUUUUUUAGCUCUCUGAAGACAUGACCAUUUGUACAGUUAUGAUCCCUCUUUUUACAUGCUGAUUUCUACAGACUGUAUUGCAAAAUGCAGAGAUUCAAGGAACUUUUGUUUAAUAAUUUUGACUUGAAUAUUACUUUUUUACUUGAAAAUUGCAUAUUCCUUUAUAAACUCAUUGUAUAAGGUAAUUUUAUUAAGGUAUGAUAAAAGUCACUUUAAAGUUGUGGUAUUUCCAUCUUAAUAAA
This is a messenger RNA of Rattus norvegicus (Norway rat), 9500 nucleotides long. NCBI's taxonomy places the organism in Eukaryota, Metazoa, Chordata, Mammalia, Rodentia, Muridae. The record is from RefSeq and is a predicted model, not a curated record.